Nicotiana tabacum (common tobacco) is the source of this 591-nucleotide messenger RNA. RefSeq lists its product as uncharacterized. Lineage: Eukaryota; Viridiplantae; Streptophyta; Magnoliopsida; Solanales; Solanaceae. The record is from RefSeq and is a predicted model, not a curated record.
AUGGCUCAAAAGAUGUCUGAUCCAUGUAGCUUCACUAUUCCAUGUACUAUUAGGGGUUAUGCUUUUGCAAAAGCAUUGAAUGACUUAGGGGCUAGCAUAAACUUGAUGCCUUUGGCAAUAUACACAAAACUGGGCAUUGGCAGAGCUAGACCGACUUCGAUGCUUUUGCAACUAGCUGACCACAUGGUUAAAAGACCGAUGGGGAUUCUUGAUGAUGUGCUGGUACAAGUGGGAAAGUUUGUAUUCCCUGCAAACUUUGUUAUUCUAGAUUGCCAGGUAGAUGAGGAGAUACCCAUCAUUCUGGGGAGGCCAUUUUUAGCCACUGGGAGAGCAUUGAUUGAUUGUAAAACUGGGGAAUUAAAAAUGAGGUUGAACGAUAAAGAAGUUAUAUUCAACGUUCAACAAUCCAUGAGGAGGCCCAGUAAAUAUGCAAAUUGCUCACUAGUGAAAGCUGUGGAUGUGAUCCUGCAUGAAAAUGAUGAAAGCCUGAAUGCUAAAGAUCCAUUGGGAGCUUGUUUGACAAAUUUAGAGGAGAUGGAUAGUGAAGGGUUGGCAGAGUGGGUCAUGGCACUCGAAGGCCAAAGAUUCUAG